Mastomys coucha (southern multimammate mouse) is the source of this 1248-nucleotide messenger RNA. RefSeq names its product WAP four-disulfide core domain 5 (gene Wfdc5). Lineage: Eukaryota; Metazoa; Chordata; Mammalia; Rodentia; Muridae. Bases 131 to 502 code for a protein of 123 amino acids. Gene Ontology annotation, cellular component: extracellular region. Gene Ontology annotation, molecular function: peptidase inhibitor activity. The transcript has 4 exons. The record is from RefSeq and is a predicted model, not a curated record.
GGGAGCACAAGCCACCCUGGUCGCCCUCUAGUCCUCUUCCGCUGACUCAACUGCUCUGGCAUCUCUGUGGCUGUAAGUGUUAAUUUGGGGGCAUCUGGGCCCUGAGCUUAUUGGGUGCCACGAGAGAAACAUGAGAGUCCAGAGCUCCCUCCUCCUGGUAGUCCUCUUGGCUUUGGAGACUCAGUGGCAUGUUGCCUGGUGUAAAAAGAAGGGAGACAAAUUGGGGGGCUGCCCACCAGACGACGGGCCCUGCGGUCAGGCGACUCCUGAUCAGUGUGUGAAUGACAGACAGUGUCCCUCUUCUUGGAAGUGCUGUCCCCGAGCCUGCUUCCUCCAGUGUACCCCGAGAGUCUUUGUAAAGCCGGGCAAAUGCCCCGUGGAUCGUCUUCGCUGCCUCAGUCCCACAAAGCACAUGUGUAACAAAGACUCGGACUGCUCCGGCAAGAAGCGGUGCUGUGUCAGCGCCUGUGGCCGGGACUGCCGGGACCCCAGCAAAGGCUAAUUCUGGCUUAGGAUCUAUGGCUCUGCACCCCAGGUGUGGUUCCCACCAGGAAGAGAUCAUGAUGUGGGGGCCAGGGAUCCUGCGACCCUGACCAUCUCUCCAGAGUCAGUUGUAACCUUCCGACAAACACUGUCCUGUCGUCAGCUCCCUUACAACUCAUGCCCCCUGCGUUCUCCUCUGAGUGACAGAGUCCACACCAGACAUCAAAGGCAUAGCUCAUCAUGCAGCACCAGCACCCCAUACCACUGUCAUGCUGGGCUUCCCACUCUACCUCAGAACCACUUUUAUAUCUCUCUGUACAUUGUUUCCUGCCAAGUCAGGCAGCCCCUCCUCUCCAAAGCCCUGAGCCCACCUUCAGACAAUCCUCCCCACAAAAUGUGUGCCCAGCAAGAAUUUUCCAAACAUCACUCCAUCCACACAUGUGUUUCAGUCCCCAUCAUCCCUGCAGAGCCACCCUGUAAUGUGUAUUAAGUUAUGUGAAGUACCUCUGUACAUCUACUUACUUAAUGUCUUCAUUUAAAUGGCUCACUUUUGGAUGUUAACAAUUCAUUUCCAAGGAAUGGUAUCGGGAGAGGGGAGGGCAGAGGGGGUUUGGUGUCACUGGGGUAAAUAAGAUCUGCAAGACCUAUGGCGAGAGGCAGCAUGGAACUUCGAAGCCAAGUGUAAUGAAAACAGUAAUUCCAUCGAGUUCAUUCGUACUCCAUUUAAAUAAUACCAUUAAACUCUAGCUAGAUACGGCCACCCAC